Messenger RNA from Gasterosteus aculeatus aculeatus (three-spined stickleback), 3130 nucleotides. RefSeq lists its product as uncharacterized. The record is from RefSeq and is a predicted model, not a curated record. Lineage: Eukaryota; Metazoa; Chordata; Actinopteri; Perciformes; Gasterosteidae.
AUGGCAACGCACGACGGUUAUUAUAAUAUUAUUAUUCAUGUGAUACAGGAAUACUUUAAAGCUGAAACCGUUUGAUGAAUCAUGAAUUUGACCAAAAUGAAAUCAAUCACAAAACAGUCCAACCUAAAAACAAUCUUACUUUGAACCUCUGACUAUGUUGCAUCCGAAAAACCGUGUUUUCAGCGAAACACGGAUACUUCGGAUUUAUGAUAUCCACAUAAAUAUAGUUCAGAUUGAAUGAUUUUAAACAUGUGUAAACGUUGUGAUAUCACUCCAAAGUUUACAUUUCAUAAGUUUAUAAAAUGUCCUUUAAAUACACCUUUAAGUAAACAGUUUAAUUUCUGGUGGUUUAUUAAUUCCCAACUCAUCAUCUAAAUCUCACCGUAAACUCUCACAUUGAUCUUCUAGCGCAACUUAAGACCUGUUAUUUCAAUAAUUAAAUUAAAUACAUACAAACAUAUGCCGCUUUUUUGGAGUUUAAGAAAAAGAUGUUCACAAGUAAACUGUAUUGAAUGGGCAUGAAUCGCUAAAAAGAACAUAAAUAAUACCGUAAUCAAUUAAAAAACGAGAUCUAUAUAAUAAAAACGAGAGCACAAACAGGCACGCACGCGCGUUCUUAAGUGCCUUGGCAACGGAGCGAUGACCCGCCCGAGGUUACUUAAGGUCAGCAGACUUUCUGAUCGUUCCAUUUGCACUUUGACUUGAACACGAACUUUAAACCUCUUGUGAAAUCAAACUGUUGAAAGCGAACUCUUUGAGUUUUUAACUGCUGGACGAAAUCUAUCGAUACGAAUCUUGUUGGAGAAGUGAACUACUAGAUAACAACUCUUGUGGAGCACAGAAGAGGCUGAAAAAGGCCCUCAGGCGGCUGAGCAUCGCGGACGAGCACCUGCUGGAGGACGUCGGCUGUGAUUGGGACCUCCGGUGCGCAACUGGUGUUGGCUGAGUCAUGGAGCGUCCCGCUGAAGACUGCAGGAUCCUCGGCGACAACCCCGGUGUUCUCCCCAUCUGCAACCCCUCUGAUGAGGUAGAGGUAGGUGAGCUUUAUGUUGUGGGUGAAGGUGACUUUCUUCCCUUGGCCUUCUUUGACGAGGAGGAGGAAGAGGAAAAAGAAGAGGAGGAAGAGGAGGAAGAGGAGGAAGAGGAGGAGGACUAUGAAGAGAUGGCGUACCAUUUGGACUUCGGGAGGGAUUUGGCGUACUAUGCUCUGGAGGCGGACAGGAUGUUACAGGACAUGGAGGAGGAGGAGGAGGACGAGUUCGAAUGGGAGAGCGACGAUUCUGGAUACGACUCCUUGAUGUUUGACGACGAGGUGGAAGGAAUAGACUGGGAGGAAGAAGAGGAAAAUGAAGAUGGCCCUUUCUUGCUGCCCCAACCUUCUUCUCACGUGGAGUGUCCUGAAGAUGCGUCAACCCCCGUCCCUCAGAUGUCAGGAGUGUCCACCAAGAGGAGCAGGCAAGAGGACGACACAGGGCAGGUAAGUGUGAAGAGGCAGAGGAUCGGUGAGGAGGACCACGUGGACACAGCCCCUUGUACUUCAGGUCAAGGCCCCUCCUCCACCAAGAGGACCAGGGAAGAGGACUACAGGGACUCAGCACCCUCCACUUCAGGCCUCGGCGCCUUUUCCACCAAGAGGACCAGGGAAGAGGACUACAGGGACUCAGCACCCUCCACUUCAGGCCUCGGCCCCUCCUCCACCAAGAGGACCAGGGAAGAGGACUACAGGAACUCAGCACCCUCCACUUCAGGCCUCGGCCUCUCUUCCACCAAGAGGACCAGGGAAGAGGACUACAGGGACUCAGCACCCUCCACUUCAGGCCUCGGCCCCUCCUCCACCAAGAGGACCAGGGAAGAGGACUACAGGGACUCAGCACCCUCCACUUCAGGCCUCGGCCCCUCCUCCACCAAGAGGACCAGAGAAGAGGACUACAGGAACUCAGCACCCUCCACUUCAGGCCUCGGCCCCUCUUCCACCAAGAGGACCAGAGAAGAGGACUACAGGGACUCAGCACCCUCCACUUCAGGCCUCACCCUCCCCACACACAGAAGAUACUGGCAGUGGGCUCCAGACAGCGACUCGGAUUGAGAGUGACAAGAGGCCGGUAAGUAUGAAGAAGGCAGAGAAACGAUGAGGAGGAACACACCCCUCCUCCACUUAGAGGACCGGAGAAGAGGACUACAGGGAGGCAGCACCCUCCACCAGGCCUGGUUUUCUCCUCAAAAAAGACCCGAGCAAAGGACUAAGUGGUUUCCUCCCUCAACUUCAGGCCUCAGCCCCCCCAAUAUACUGACUUCGAUUGACAGCGACAUUCUGCUUGCUGCAGGAUGUAAAACCUUUGUUUGUCUGGUCAGGACUAAAAAAGCCCCAGACAGCAUUCCCUCGUGUUUAGCGAAGUUGGCUAUUGGUAGCAUCUUGCAGCAGAGUUUUUACAUGAAUCUUCUUUAUGGAUUUUAAGUUUGCGACCCGUGGCAGGUAAGUUUGAAAAGACAGAGGAACAGUGAGUGUCCACCAAGCAGGCCAGAGGAUGACAAGGGACGGGGUCAGUGAAAAGGCCGAGGAACAGGAGUGAGGGCGACGUGGACACAGCCCCUUCUACCUCAGGCCUUGGCCCCUCCUCCAGAUGACCUGGAAAGAGGACUACCUGGAGGCAGAACCCUCCACCUCAGGCCUCAGCCCCUUCUCAAUGAAGUGGGCUCCAGACAGCGACUCGGAUUGAGAGUGACAUUCUGCUUGCUGCAUGAUGUAAAACCUUUGUUUGUCUGGUCAGGACUGAAAAAGCCCCAGACAGCAUUCCCUCGUGUUUAGCGAAGUUGGCUAUUGGUAGCAUCUUGCAGCAGAGUUUUUACAUGAAUCUUCUUUAUGGAUUUUAAGUUUGCGACCCGUGGCAGGUAAGUUUGAAAAGACAGAGGAACAGUGAGUGUCCACCAAGCAGGCCAGAGGAUGACAAGGGACGGGGUCAGUGAAAAGGCCGAGGAACAGUGAGGAGGGCGACGUGGACACAGCCCCUUCUACCUCAGGCCUUGGCCCCUCCUCCAGAUGACCUGGAAAGAGGACUACCUGGAGGCAGAACCCUCCACCUCAGGCCUCAGCCCCUUCUCAAUGAAGUGGGCUCCAGACAGCGACUCGGAU